AUGUGGUCCAACUUCUUUGUACAGCAGGAUGAGGACGGUCGCAUUGGGGUGGCAGGAGCUGGACAAGCUGGAGGUUUGGGGGGAAUGAAAGGUGGAAGGGGCCAGAGGAGGACGCACAAGAUGAGUGACAGCCAGGAGGGGAAGAUCAAACUGGCCUUCUUUGUGUCCAUCAUCGGCGUGACCCUGACGGUGUUGGGCAUGGGGACAGAGUUUUGGGUGGAGCUGGCCCAACCAAAGAGUUUCAGCGGCAACCAGACCUGCCAGAUGGCCCAUUAUGGCCUGUGGAAGGGCUGCAUCCGCACCCUAUGGGUGGCCGACAUAGACCCAGAGAGAGAAAGCUGCGGCCCUGCUGAACUACCUGGAGAAUCCAACUGCACCUACUUCAAAUUCUUCACCUCUGGGGAGAAUGCAGUCAUAUUCAAGAAGACAACCAACAAAAAUCUGAAUAUUGCAUCGGCCGUCCUGGCCCUUCUGAGUCUGAGCAUGAUGGUGAUGGGCUCCAUCUGCAUCGCCAUGGCCCUCAGUAAAGGAGAGCAGUUCUUUCUCAAACCAGCCUCCUUCUGUUUCAUCCUCUCAGGUGUUCUGGUCCUUCUCUCUGUCCUAAUAUUCCACCAGUCGGUGCUGGCCUUGCUGUCCAGCGAUCACUCCAUACCUUUACACCAUGAGCUGUCCUGGUCUGUAGCCUGCGUGGGCUCAGCGGGGGCCCUUCUUAUUUUUGGAGGUCUCCUCUUCAUCAUCCUCUCCCUUCCUUUCAGCCCCUGGCAGAAAUGCUUGCCUCACAAGAACAGUGCCACCUAGCACUUAAAUGCUUAAUUAUGCACACAGUGUUCUUGAUGUCUUGUUUAAGAGAAAGCGGAGAGGUCUUUUUUUUUUUUUUUUUUUUCCUGAGAGUUGUGACAUUGUUGGCUCUUGGAAGUCAUAGGUCUUAAUAAAUGUCUGAAGAGAAGGCAGCGAUACAUUAGUUAUGCCUCCAGAACUUUUGUUUUAGCGUUUUUAGUAGAGAAUAGAUGAAGUAGCAACAGGGCCACUGCUGACUGUUAAUUUUUUUUGCUAUGUGUUAUGUUUACUUAAACCUGCGGUGUGGAGCUAAACAAAACAACCUGAUUAUUUUCCAGCAGCAUUUUCUCUGAGCAUGCCCACCGUCUAGACGUGAUUGCAUAUGAUUUCCUACUUACCAAAGAUGGUGGCUUCUAAGGUGAACUGGUCUAAUCUCUCAGCUGACCUUAUCUUCAGGACAGGGAGCUGUUUAAACACGGGCCAGAAGAGAUCAAAUAUCCAACGAGGACGAGGAACGCAUGACCCGACAUUACAGCUGUUCCAAUUAAACACCAGAACCAUUAACCCUAAACCAUGUAAACAGUUGACCCGAAAUAUUGUCCAGGUAAACACAACUACUGCUGGUUGACAUAAAAUGCAUUGCCAGUAAAGGAAGGAAACCAUUUUUACUACAUGCUUUUGAGACUCCACAUUUUAAAAGACAGAGAUAUAAAAGUCCCUGACUGCAGGUUUAAUGAAGAGUCACAAGUUAGACUACAUACAUCUAGUCUUUCUGAUAGCAUCAGGAAGGUAAAUAAACACUUUUAAAUGCACAGAUACUUUUAUAUUAUAUUACAUUUUUGUCGUCUGUUUAAUAUGGAAGCUCAUUUCUGCCAGGGAAAAAAAUAAAAACAUGAAAUGUUUGCAACAAGUCGUCCAAAUGAAACAGUGAACAAAUGUCCAUUUUGGAGACUUGUUGAAAUGCUGUUGAUGAAGCUCAACAACAUAAAAAAAAAUUCUGAAAACACGAGUCAAACGUUUGACUUAUGACUUCUCAUCAUGCAGAAAUGGGCAUCCAACGAUUCGAAUUCCAAAAGCAGUAUCACCACCAGAGUAGCAACGAAUACUAUAUCUUUGAUAAUGCUAAUAGUCAGUAUAGACUAUAUUCACAAGACAACCUUUUUCCUCUGACAUCACUCUCAUGGUGAGCUCAAGUGCUCAAAUAACAUUACACUGCUGUGUCCAAAGUCAUAUAAAUGUAGGAAAUCUUACACACAUUGUUACAACAUCACUGCUUCUUAAUGAUCAGCAACUGAAAAGAUGAUUAAUGAUGAAAAUCUGGAGGGACGUUGGACAUAAGGCAAGAUACAACCUCAUAUUUACCUGUUAGCUAACAUUAGCAUUCAACCACGUCCUAGUAACAUUAUCACCUGAUUGCUUUUCACUUCGAAGUUGAAAUUAUUGUGUUUCAGAUGUGCGUCAAUGUUUUAGAACUAAUUUACACCUUUUCUAUCGUAUCGUGUUAAUGUGAAUGAAACGAGUGAAUGAAGUCAAGUUGCUAAUGCUAACGUUAGCUAAAGGGUUGUCAAAAUAUGUUGUUUUACUUUGAAACGUGGCCCUGUAUUCCUCUGGAUUUUCAGCAUCUGUUGUGUUCUGACCUACUGCUCAUUAAAGGUGCAGUGGAAUGUUAAAAACCAUCAGGUACAAUACCUGUAAACGUGAGCUGCGCACCCUGAGCAGAACGUCGGAGGAAAAUGGCCGCCGUGUGAAUAUGGUCCUGUCUGCUACAUGCUGCCUUCUGAAUAGAGUCAAUAAGUAUCCUUAAUGUUGUAGCCUGUGAGGCUUUAGUUGUUAUUAUUUAUUAUUUACUUGUUUUACAACUAUUGAGCGAGGGCUGCCGCAGUUUACCAGAUGAAUGGAUGUUGAAUGAAACUGUGUGAAGCCUUUGAAAAUACCAUUUUAUAUAUCAGAGAAUUGUAUGGACUCACUUUAUAAGUUCAUUUGUACAUAAACUGAAUGAAUGUGUUUAUAUUUUAUGAAUGGUCAUUGUUCGUAGUGUAGUCUCAAAACACUUUUGUCUUUUGUCACAGGAUACUCACUUUAUCUCAUUACCAGGAAGUGCUCAUUUCUACUCACGUGUACAGUUCGUGGCACCAGUUUUGCUUACCA
Acanthopagrus latus (yellowfin seabream) is the source of this 2925-nucleotide messenger RNA. It is a transcript of the gene cacng6b, whose product is annotated as calcium channel, voltage-dependent, gamma subunit 6b. Gene Ontology annotation, molecular function: voltage-gated calcium channel activity; calcium channel regulator activity. The record is from RefSeq and is a predicted model, not a curated record. The transcript has 4 exons. Gene Ontology annotation, biological process: calcium ion transmembrane transport; regulation of calcium ion transmembrane transport via high voltage-gated calcium channel. Lineage: Eukaryota; Metazoa; Chordata; Actinopteri; Spariformes; Sparidae. Gene Ontology annotation, cellular component: membrane; L-type voltage-gated calcium channel complex. The coding region runs from base 1 to 798 and encodes 265 amino acids.